GAGCAUCCUGAAGUCAAACAUGGUCCUCAUUAAUGCAUGGUUAAGCGGUUAUACCACGAGGAGGAGACUAAAUGUUGACAUGCAAGUCCAACGAAUUAGCUUGCAUUCUGAGAACAAUUGCCUCAAGCAAAGCAACUUGCUAACACUGGUUUGUAGUGUUGUAUAAUACUUAGUUUUGCAGCAGUACAAAAAGCAGAGCGCAGCAGACAGGCGUUUACUCCAACAGUCUGAGGAGGGUUUCUCUGUUUGCUGAAACUUUUUCUGAACGAUAAAAUGAAGAAGAAGCUCAUCAUUGACGUGGACACAGGUGUGGACGAUGCUCAGGCUAUCAUGAUGGCGCUCGCGGACCCAAACGUGGAGGUUUUGGGGAUCACUUGCAGCCAUGGCAACACCCAGCUGGAGAACUCCUGCAAGAACACACUGAGGGUGUUAAGAACCUGCAACAGGCUGGACAUCCCAGUGUAUCGUGGAUGUGAAACACCCCUGCUGGCCCGUAAACUACACGCAGGAGCUUUCCACGGGAAGGACGGGCUGGGGGACGUCCCAGAUCCCGACGCUCCGGGUCUGGAGCUGCUGCAAAAGAGGAACGCAGUGCAGGCCAUCGUCAGGAUGGUCAACGAGAAUCCUGGAGAGGUGACUCUGGUUGCCACAGCGCCCCUCACUAACCUGGCUGUAGCGGUGCAACUGAACCCCAACUUCACCAAAAAACUGAAGGCGCUCUACAUCAUGGGAGGAAACACUGAAUCCAGAGGAAACACCACAGUGUGUGGAGAGUUUAACUUUGUGGCCGACACAGAGGCGGCCUACAUUGUGUUGGACCGCUACACCUGCCCCACCUACAUCGCCACCUGGGAGUUCAGCUGCAGGAACAGCCUGCCCUGGUCUUUCUGCGACACAUGGCUGGCACAGGACACAGACAAGGCUCGAUUCAUGGAGAAGAUCUACGCCCACACCAGGAAGAUGGUGCAGACUGAUCGGUACCAGAAGGAGUUGGUAUCAGGACCGGGCUUCAACACCUGCGACUGCUACGCCAUGGCUGCAGCCAUCGACGACACCCUGUUGACGGAGAGCGAGGAGGUCGCGGUGACGGUGGCGCUGGAGGGAACCCACACCAGAGGCAUGAUGGUGCUGGACUACCUGGACCUGCUGAAGAAGAAGCACAAGGUCUUCAUCAUGAAGAAAGUCGACGAGGAGAAGUUCAAACGACUGCUGAUAAACGCACUGAAAUAAUCUGAGCCACAGCAUAACCUUAUUAUAGAGCUAAAACUUCUUUAAUGAUUGAACUUUUUGGAAGAGAAAUCCUGAGGUAUUAUUCCUGACAGCAUCACUUGUAACCCAGCAACGAUAUUUGGAGAAAUCUUUUGCUUUUCAUAACCAUUUUGUUCCUCAAAAACAUCAAAUAAAUGGUGAUAAAGACUUGA
This is a messenger RNA of Eleginops maclovinus (Patagonian blennie), 1421 nucleotides long. Its product is annotated as inosine-uridine preferring nucleoside hydrolase-like. The transcript is spliced from 8 exons. NCBI's taxonomy places the organism in Eukaryota, Metazoa, Chordata, Actinopteri, Perciformes, Eleginopidae. The record is from RefSeq and is a predicted model, not a curated record. Gene Ontology annotation, molecular function: hydrolase activity, hydrolyzing N-glycosyl compounds. Bases 274 to 1230 code for a protein of 318 amino acids.